UUUAACUGAAUUUGGAGGAUGAAGUCCAGCCUAAUGCAUUYGGUUCCUCCAGUGAGUAGGGAAAGAAUAAUCUCCCAGUUUCCCAAGUGGUACACACCUGAGGCCUGUCUGCAGUUUAAAGAGCACUUCCAUGCACAGGUCAGGACUGCUUGUCAGGAGAGCYCUGAAACAGCAGGGAUGAAAAUAUCCAAAGUGGUUGUGGUAGGAGACCUGUAUGUUGGGAAAACCAGUCUUAUCAACAGAUUUUGUAAAGAUAAUUUUGACCGAGACUACAAGGCAACAAUUGGAGUAGAUUUUGAAAUGGAACGUUUUGAGAUAAUUGGAAUGCCAUAUAACCUCCAGAUAUGGGACACAGCAGGUCAGGAAAAGUUCAAGUGCAUUGCAUCUGCUUACUACCGAGGAGCAGAGGUUAUAAUAACAGUGUUUGAUCUGGCUGAUAUCCAAACUUUGGAUCACACCAAACAGUGGCUAGAAGAUGCAUUGAGGGAGAAUGAGCCAGAUUCCAGCUUCAUCUUUCUAGUUGGAACAAAAAAAGAUUUGGUGUCAGAUGCAGUGUGUGAAAGGACAGAGCUGGAUGCCAUCCGUUUUGCCAAGGAGAUGAAUGCGGAAUAUUGGUCCGUUUCAGCCAAAACAGGGGAAAAUGUCAAAGAAUUCUUUUCCAGAGUUGCUGCCUUGGCCUUUGAACAGUCCAUGAUAAAGGAGCUGGAGAACACUCCUGGGCACAGGGCCCAGAUUGGGGAAGGAAAUCUCAUCAAACUGGAGAAGAACAUUAUGGAAAUUCCAGAAGACAACKCUCAAGUCAACCUGAGUUGCUGCUAACUGUCAGCUGUUUCUGCAAGUGCCACACUUCUCUGCAACAAUGCUUUCAAGCCAGAAAUAGAGAACUUUAAUUUUAGAAAUGAGGGAGGAAAAACUUAUCCAAACUUUCUUGCUGAGAGUUCCUUUGCUGCUGCAGGCUCACCGUGCUGGGYGGUACAAUUGUUACAUAAACCUUUCUCUGUGUAGUUGAAACAUAACAUCCUUCUCUUAAUGCAAGAAGACAUUGCCAGUGCCAUGUGCUCACCUGUCUGCCAGAAAGGCUUGUAGUCAAAAAUGAUGUCAUUUUGAUGUGUUAUUCUUUGAUAAUUCUUUAGAAGUCUUAGCUGGAGAAGUGGUAUUCUCAUGGGAGCAGGAAACAAGUGGCAGUUCAAAAUAAAGGGUGCUGUCUAUAUGCUUUUGCCUUUUAAAAUCAUUCUGUAAAAUAACUCUGAUUUGCUUUUAUGCAUUCCAACUAUUUAAAAACUAUUUGAAAAUAAAUCUUUUUAAGUAUCAGGACUGGAAGUACACAAAUGCAGACUGCAUAGUUUCCACUGUGGUUUCUCCAUCCAGGAAAAAUCUGUAUUACUUUAAUUUUCCACUUGAGAAUCAGAGUCCAGUAUUAAAUAUUUCCAAGCCUAGAAAAAGUCCAGGUAGGAACUUGUUUAUUUUAACACAGCUGCCUAUUAUUCUGAAAAUGUUGGCAGGUAAGAAUGCUAUUCUUUUCCAUUCUCUUGAAUAAGAAAGAAUGAUCACAUAGGUGCAUAACAUGGAACAUGUAUUAUUUCCCUCUAAUUUUUCCAGUAACUCUCUGAAYAUCUAAUAUUCAGUUGUGUGUAUCUAGCUUAGAAUUCCAUGUUUCUAGGAUUCAUAGCCAGCAUUUCAGGCUAUGCUGGCAUAAAAAAAAAAUACAAUGCUUUAAAUUUCAUACUGCAACUAUUUUAAAUGGAGAGAAAGAAGAAAAUCUAUGAACAGUUAAAAGGUACAGUUUCUCAAGAUAUUAAUUCAAUCAUUGCAAAACAAUAGUAUCUGGAAAACUAAUUAUAACAGGACAUUUCAUAUUUUAGCUGCUGAGAAAUAWAGACAUUUGUUAAUAAAUACAUCAAUCUGAAAAUAUUUUGGAUUCUCUCCCAAUUUUCCCACAUUCAUAAGAAAUGGGAARAAGUGUAGAAAAGAUAGCUUAAACAUUCUUUUCAUUACUUUUUUCUUAUGACAUAAGUUAGAGCAGCUUCCUAAAAUAUGCUGAAUAGAGAUCUAGGAACUCUGUGUCUUUUUUUAUCAGACAAUCUUCACUUUGGCUAUUGUGCUGCCUGUUGGCAAAGACACAAAUGUAGCAUUUGGUGGAAAAAAUGAAUCUAUGAGGGUAUGUAAGGAGCUCUUUAUCCAAAUGUGUAAUAUUUUGACCUUAUGAUGUUGUAUGCAUUUGUUCAAUUCCCAAGUCUGUUUCCCAAGGAUGAUGAAUUUAUACUGUCCUUUAGCAUGUGCUGAGCUGGGUGGGCAGUGUGGCCAWGGCCUUUGUGUUUCCUGAGUCUGUAUGGGAGUAGAGGAGAUGGUUCACUCUGCUGCAGCAAGUCAUGCUAGCUGGGCUUCAGUGCUGACAUGAGAGAUAGUGUUUACAGUGCAAAAUGACUCGGGAACAAAUCUAAGAAAAGGUCAGGGUUUUUUUUUUUCCCCACCAAGAAAUAUAUCUCCUAAGGGUUUCUUUUGUUGCUGAGCUCAAUUGUGCAAAAUCACAGAGAUGCAAUCUCUUCAGCAACAUGAUCAGUUUUUUCCUAAGGAUUCAGUACAUUGCAUGAUGUUAUUAAUGUUUUGUUUCAUCUGAAGCUCCAAUCCUUCACAUACAAAUGCAAUACUCUGUCAGUCAUCAGCUACCAUGGGACAGUGGUCUGAGUUCAGCUAUUAUAUGAUAGAUGCUUUGAGACUGUGGGGGUUUUGUUUGUUUUGUGUUGGGGGGUUUUGUUCGUUUGUUUUUGUGUCUUUUUUUUUUUGUUUGCUUGUUUGUGUUGUUUGCGGUUUUUUGUUGGUUGGUUUUAAGGGUGUUUUUAGCACCACUGAAACUUCCCCUGUAAAGAAUUCUGUAAUGRUAAUUUAUCAUCUAAAAUAAAUCUUGGAUCGUGUUGCGAAUGAUGAGUUUCUUAGGGAAAGCACAAA
Malurus melanocephalus (red-backed fairy wren) is the source of this 2946-nucleotide messenger RNA. It is a transcript of the gene RAB36, whose product is annotated as RAB36, member RAS oncogene family. Bases 19 to 819 code for a protein of 266 amino acids. Gene Ontology annotation, molecular function: GTPase activity; GTP binding. The record is from RefSeq and is a predicted model, not a curated record. The transcript has 10 exons. NCBI's taxonomy places the organism in Eukaryota, Metazoa, Chordata, Aves, Passeriformes, Maluridae.